AUGACAGAUAUAUUUGAAAACCAAUCAUCUCCUGAUUCUGCAAAUUAUGCAUCAAGCAGUGGCCUAUCUGUGGACGAUAAGGAGAUUGAAUAUAGAGCUGCAACAUCAAAACAUAUACAUCUUUUGGCCAAUAAAUCUGCUUUCCACUUCUUGUCCAUCAAAAUUGACUUGAAUUUCGCUCGCAUGGUGAUGGCAGAGGUGGUGGGUACUUUUAUUUUGAUGUUCUGUGUAUGUGGAAUCAGUGCAAGCACACAAUUCCAAAAUGGUGCAGUGGGCCUUCUGGAGUAUGCAGCUACAGCAGGGUUAACAGUGGUGGUGAUAAUUUUCUCUAUAGGGCCAAUAUCUUGUGCGCACGUUAACCCAGCUGUCACAAUAGCCUUUGCUACAAUGGGUCAAUUUCCAUGGUUCAAGGUUCCAGUUUACAUAAUAGCACAGACAGUAGGUUCUAUGUCGGCAACAUACAUAGGUAGCCUUGUAUACGGCAUAAAAUCAGAUGCUAUCAUGACCAUGCCACUUCAUGGGUGCAACUCUGCCUUCUGGGUGGAGCUUAUUGCAACUUUCAUCAUCAUGUUCCUUAUUGCAGCUUUGACAUCUGAAUCUCAAUCAGUGGGCCAUUUAUCUGGCUUUGUUGCUGGUAUAGCAAUUGGGCUUGCUGUGCUAAUCACAGGCCCUGUCUCAGGUGGGUCAAUGAAUCCUGCAAGAUCAUUAGGUCCAGCAAUUGUCUCAUGGAAGUUUAAGAACAUAUGGAUAUACUUGGUAGCCCCCAGUGGUGGAGCUGUGGCAGGAGCUGCAAUGUUUCGUUUCCUACGCCUUCGAGACCAAUAUUCUACUACUUUGUCCUCCCCAAACAUCAGCGAUGUUGGUCGUCCCAAACGCUUUUGCUCAAGGAGAAGUGAGCCCUUGAUUUUGCUGGUACAGAAAAAUUGGAGUUUGUUCUCUGAAAGAUUAGAAGUGUUCAGACAGAGAUAUGUCUUAGGAACAAAAGUAUCAGAUGGUGUCUAUCGUAAACUGCCACUGUAG
Sphenostylis stenocarpa is the source of this 1020-nucleotide messenger RNA. The record is from the annotation of a GenBank genome assembly. NCBI's taxonomy places the organism in Eukaryota, Viridiplantae, Streptophyta, Magnoliopsida, Fabales, Fabaceae.